UAAAUAAAAACGUAAAACGAGAAUGAAUAAAAGAACAUUCAGUGCGCCGAAGACUAAGCAUGGUGACGGAUUUGAUAUUUGCUAAUCGUUGAGCUGAUGACGAAGUCUCGUGGUUCAAUAACACCACCAAAGUUGACAAGUCUGAGUCGACAGAAAAAACUGUGGUUUCGAGAUCAGCGAAUGCGAAGGAGACGACGGCGACUAUAGCAUCAGUAUUUAGAGGUAAGAUUGGAAGUGAUCGGACCCUUAGUGUCUAUUGUGACAGUGUUAUAAGUUUAGGUGUAUUUAAAAAAAUUAGUGGUGCAGUUAUUGUAAGCGAAGCAUCCAAGAUUAUACUAAAAAAAAUCAAGCUUGCAAUGCCACGUUGUCUUAUGGCUAAAAAGUGGAAGGCCUAUCCAUGGCCUGACAGACAGGAUGAUAACGAGGAUACAGAGAAAUGUAAUAUUGAAACCGUCCAAGAAAAACGGAGGGUGGCUGUAGAAAUGGAAGAUGAAGAGAUUGACGUGGUAGGUGAUAGUACGAGUGAAGGCCACAGUAUGAAUCAGCAAACAUGCUGGGGUCCGCAUAGUCCUACUGCCGGUACAACUGCUCCGAGUCCACCGCCACUAAACGCUUCGGGAGCGCUCUACUAUCAUGGCUAUAAUCAUGAACCAUGGCUAAAUCACGAUGAACCACCAAAAUAUGCAACGUUACGAUCAGCAGCAGAAUUAGCUCGACCUUCAUUGGAUUUUUCAUCAGAACAUCACGAUCAACAACAACAGUGCACUAGCUCUCUGCUACCGUUACAAGGUAUACCGGGUGUGUCAUCCCGUACAAAAAGUCUAUCAAUGUGCUUUACGAGCACAGGUACCGCGCUAUCACUUCCACCGAAAAAAAAAGACAUUUACCGUCCGUAUAGCCUGCAACCGAAUGUGGAGGUUUUACGAAAUUCUCCUGAAGAAGAACUCUCAGCUGCUCAAGCAAUUUUAGAUUUGAGUGCAUCACCAGUAGCACCAAGUCAUUCGGUAUUUAUACAUACUUUAUCACUGCCACCAGCAUCUUCUAAUUCAUCAGUUACUGCUGUAUCAUCGUCUCCUGAACCAACGCCAAUUCCAGUGUCCGUAGUAGUAUCAGUUCCUCCACACAAUAUUUCCAAUAAACAAGAACCCAGCCUAGAAUCUCUGCCUCCUGAUAGCGCUGAAACGUGUUCAAAUAGCAUUGUGAGCAGCAAAAAUGUUAAGAGUAAUAAAACGGUCGCUUAUACAUACGAAGCCUUUUUCGUAUCAGAUGGAAGAUCUAAACGACGUCCCAACAGCACAGCAGUUCUGGAGGCAGAACCAGUACAAUCUGAAAAACCAAAGUUUACUUGCACGGAAUGUGGCAAACAGUAUGCUACGUCGUCCAACCUCUCACGACACAAGCAAACACAUCGAAGUCUUGAUUCUCAGUCGGCGAAAAAAUGUAUUCAUUGCGGCAAAGCUUAUGUAAGCAUGCCUGCCUUAGCAAUGCAUGUACUUACUCAUAAGCUCACCCAUAGUUGCGGUAUUUGUGGUAAAAUGUUCUCUAGACCUUGGUUGCUUCAGGGACAUCUUAGGAGCCAUACCGGUGAAAAACCUUAUGGAUGUGCCCACUGUGGCAAAGCUUUUGCGGACAGAUCAAAUCUCCGUGCUCACAUGCAGACUCACUCGGCAGAUAAAAACUAUGAAUGUUCCAGAUGUCAUAAGACCUUUGCAUUGAAAUCAUAUUUAAAUAAGCACUCGGAGUCAGCUUGUUUAAGAGACGAAGAAAUGCAACCGUACACUCCAGAGCAAGCUCAUAGCGAUGGAGAACAGUCACCUCAACUAAAUCGAGGAUUGUAGCAAUAUGGAAAUGAAUCCGACAAUUGUUAUCACUCGUCAGUCUCAAUAAGAAGCUAGAAGGCUCUUACUGCUGCUAGAUAUGCCAUAAAUUAUAGUCUUAUAAAAAUGCUGUUAUAUUAAAUGUAUAGGCAUGUCCGCUGAAUAUGCGAGAAUUUUCGUUAA
Molecule: messenger RNA, 2000 nt
Organism: Microplitis mediator
Lineage: Eukaryota; Metazoa; Arthropoda; Insecta; Hymenoptera; Braconidae
Gene: scrt
Product: protein glass
Exons: 2
Coding region: 357-1838 (493 amino acids)
Biological process (GO): regulation of transcription by RNA polymerase II
Molecular function (GO): DNA-binding transcription factor activity; RNA polymerase II cis-regulatory region sequence-specific DNA binding
Source: RefSeq, a predicted model, not a curated record